Molecule: messenger RNA, 5640 nt
Organism: Apis cerana (Asiatic honeybee)
Lineage: Eukaryota; Metazoa; Arthropoda; Insecta; Hymenoptera; Apidae
Gene: REPTOR
Product: repressed by TOR
Biological process (GO): regulation of transcription by RNA polymerase II; response to unfolded protein
Cellular component (GO): nucleus
Molecular function (GO): DNA-binding transcription factor activity, RNA polymerase II-specific; RNA polymerase II transcription regulatory region sequence-specific DNA binding
Source: RefSeq, a predicted model, not a curated record
AUUUAUGUUAAUAUCAGUGAUACUGUCUCGAAAUCUUGUGGCAAAACAAUAACAAACUGUGUUUUACGAUUGGAUCGUAUGAAUUUUCGGUGCAUAACUAAAAAAAAUAGUGUAAAAGUAAAUAACAAUAUAUAUUUUUUGUUUGUAAUAUCUUUUGUCAAAGCUGGAAAAAAGUUAAAUUUACAAGACAUCAAAUUCAGAAAAUAUUUUGAGCCAAUGUUGUUGGCUAAGAAAAAUAUUUGCUGACGAAAGUCAUGGUCGUUUCAUUUGAGGGCGGUGAAUGUACUAUGUAAUCGUAUGAUUGAAGAUUGUUAUUAAUUUGCAAUAUCACAAAGUAUGAAAACGGAUGAAUCCUUAUAGGAUUUUAUUAAUUACUUGAACUAUCAAUUUUGAAUCCGUAAACAUAUACGGAUUCUAAUUUAUUUUUAUCCUUUCUGGAUUUAUGCACAUUGAAUUUAAUUACCAAAUAUAUUUUAUUAUUGAAAAAUUUAAAUUUUAAAAGUAAUUUUAAAUCGCUAUAAAGAAUAGAAUAUCUGAAAAAAAAUUGAUUUAUAUUAAUGGGAGAAUCUGGAUACAUUGAAUUAUUUUCAAAAAUCAAAGCUAGUCCAAUGGAUGGAAUAAUAAAGCAAGAACCAAAUCAAGAAAUGGGUCCAUCUUCAGCUUCAGUACCAAUACCAGGAGGACAUAGAAGUACCAGAGGUGUAUAUGAACAAUUUUCACCAUCUCCAUUGACAUCAAUAUGGCCCAAUAGAUCAGAUCAUACAGAAUCAUUUAAAGUAGAUUCUGAUCAGUUAGAUGAUUUUUUUAAAACAGAGAAAUGGGAAGAUGAUGACAUAUUACAAGUAGAUAAAGCAGAUCUUAUUCAAGGACCUACACUUGCUGAAUUAAAUGCAAAUGAUGAUACACUUCUUGGUGAUUUAAAUUUUGAUGAUUUACUUUUGCCAGAAGAAAGGAUUCAACCUUUUAAAAUGGAUGUUAAUGUAGCUCAAUCAGUUGCCCCAUUAUUUAAUGAUAACAAUGUUGGAUUUGCUCCAAGUAGUUUUCCACAGUCUGGUUCAACAUACCGUAAUAUUCCAACAUAUAUAAAUACACAUGGAUUCAAUUUGAAUAUAAAUAUCAAUGUUGCAGAUAAUUUAGAAACAAUUAGUCCUAAUACUUUUCCAAGUCCAGGAACCAGUAACAUUGCAGGUAGUUCAACUGCAAGUUCUUCAACAUCUCCACAUCCAAUUAAUAAACCUAAUGGACAAUCUGCUCUUCAUGAAUUAUUAAUGAGACGAUGUGAAAAUUCUUUUGAUAAUACUUCGCAUGGCCAAAUGGAUGUUGGAUGCACAAAUAAUAAGUCUAAAGUUUCUAGACUAUCUAUGUCUGCACCAACUAGAACAAUGGGACUAGACCAAAUUUGGGCUCGUAGAGAGCCACGUCCACAUUUAUUAAGCACUGGAAGUCUUGGUGUUGUUGAAGCAGGUUCAACAAGUAGUAUAAGUACUGGAGGCGCGCUUAGUCCGGAUCCAUUGUAUCAUAUUGAUCAUCUCAGUCAUGAUGAAGGUUAUGAAGAUAGUGAUGAUGAUAGCGACCAUUAUGAUGAUUACAGUAGCGAUAACGAUACAGGUGGAAGUGAUGGUGAAGAUCAACACAAUGGAAGUAGAGGAGGAAGUGGAAGUCUGGAUUCAAAUCGAGAUAGUAAACAUAAUAAAAAAGAACGAUAUUUUUGGCAAUAUAAUGUUCAAGCAAAAGGACCAAAAGGACAAAGAUUAGUUGCAAGAACUCGUCUUGAAGAUCCACAUAUUUUAAAUGAAGCCACAGAUCCUGUUUUUAGUCCUCAUUGUGCUCUUCGUGGAAUUAAACAUAGUGGAAAAGCUCGAAAAGGAGAUGGAAAUGAUCUUACUCCAAAUCCACGAAAAUUAUAUAGCAUAGGUCGCGAAUUGGAUAAAUUAUCUCGUAUUAUUAAUGAUAUGACGCCAGUUUCCGAGUUACCAUUUACAGCAAGGCCAAAAACACGCAAAGAAAAGAAUAAACUUGCUUCAAGAGCAUGUCGUUUAAAGAAAAAAGCUCAACAUGAAGCAAAUAAAAUAAAAUUACAUGGCUUAGAACAAGAACACAGACGAUUAAUUCAAGGUAUAUCUCAGGCUAAACAAACACUUGCAGCAAAAUUAACAGAACCUAAUCCUGAAAAUCAAGAAGAGUUAACACGUCAAAUGGAGAAAUAUUGUAAAUUGGCUACCAAAAUACGGAUAGCAAAUCAUUCAACUGAGUUUGUUAAUAAAGUAUUGGAUAAAGUACGUGCUGGUGUUCCUGAUGGUGGCAUUGAUGACUUCUAAUACACAAUAAUUAUUUGCUAAAAAUGUUCAUAUGAGCGCAUAAAAAAUGCGAGGUGGAAACGAUGUGUAUAAAACAUUAAAUUCAUCAUAAAUCUUAAAUUGAAUGCUUCACAUGGAAAUCGAAAAUCAAAAAUAGAAAGUAAGAAAAUAUUAAUAAUUUGAUGUUAAAUAUGUUUUUAUCAUUUAAAGUCAAUGAACACAUAAUAGGUUAUUAUCAAUAUCCUAAUUAUAAAUAAUUUUAAUAUAGAUUAUAUUUGUAUUUUGUGUAAUAGAAUAUUAUUUUAUGAUGCUAUUUACUAAGAAUUUUUGAUUGUUUCUUUUAUAUAAAGUUAUAUACUUUGCAUAUUAAUAGUUUUUGAUUUUAUCUGUGAUAAUUCUUUUAAAUUAUCAAAAAAUUUUUGGUAGAAUGUAUGUAUUUCAUAUUAAAGAAGUAUAUAAGUUUUCAAUUUUUUAGGAUGUUGGUUGAAUUGGAAUAUUUUGAAAUGUACCAUCGAUUCUCUCUCGCCAAGGCGCUGCAUUCCUAUUUCCUAUUUCUGCUUUUUUUCUUUCAUUAUCUGUAUAUAUCUUUGCAUAUGUUUUGUAUGUAUGUAUGCGUAUGUUGUGUAUGUGCACAUGAAGUAAAAAAUAAUAUAUACCGCAGUAUUAUUUCAUAUAUAAUAUAUUAUAUUAUAUAUAAUAUAUAUAUUAUAUAUAAUUAUAUUAAAAUAUAAUUAAGAAAACAACAAUAAUAUUGUAAAAUAUGAAAUAUAAGAAAAAAAUCUAUUUGAGGUAAUUAGUAAUUUAAAAUUUUAUUUUAUAGUAGUUUUUUUUUAACAUUAAUUUAGCAUUAUAAUAGAAAAAAUAUUCACUAAUUUCUUCUUUCAAAAAUUCUUAUAUAAUUAAGUAAUUUUUCUUUUGUGAUACUAAUAUAUUUUAAUGAUAAAUCUAAAAAGUUAUAGUAUUGAAUUUUAAAUUAUAUAUUUAAUUUAUAAAUAUAAUACAUAUCUAUUUCUAUAUACAUUUGUUAUAUAAAUAUAAAUUUUUAAAUUUUAAGCAUUGUUGAAAAUAAAUUGAACCAAUAAUUUUUAUAAGUUCUAUGAUAUAUAAUUAUUUUCUAUUUUAUUUUUAGAUUUUGGAUUUAAUAUCAUAUAAGUAGAGUUUUGUUUCUUAUUUUACAAUAAUAAUUAGAACAAAAUUUUAGAAAUUUUUGCAAUAUUUUAAUGUGGAAUAAUAUUGCGAAUUUGAGUAAAUUUUCUUUUUUAAUACAUGUGCACAUACUUGUCAUUUUGUAUAUAAAAUCUUAUUAUAAUACAUGUGAUUUAUUAUGAUCAUAAAAUAAGUGAUAACAAAUGAAAAAAAUAUACUAUAAAUUUUAUUAGUAAACGAAAUAAUAGUUUGGAUUUAAUAUCAUAUAAGUAGAGUUUUGUUUCUUGAUUUACAACAAUAAUCAGAACAAAAUUUUUAACUUUAUAUUAGAGGCUAUAUGUACUAAUAAAUCAAAAAUAUUUUUCCAAAAUUUUUAAAAAAUUAUAAAUUUUAUUUUAUGUUAUCUAUAUAUAUAUACAUAUUAGUGUAUCGAAUCAUCGCAAUAAGCAAAUUUCAAAACUUGUAAUGCAUGUAAAAUGCAUGUAACAUUAUUUCUAUUUAACAUCAUUUUUAAGUUUUUUUUAUCUGAAAAUAUUCUCUUUAUCUUUUACACUAUAAUAUUUAAAAUAUUUUUUUUGUUUAUUCUUUCUGUAAAUGGAUUUAUUUUUUUAAUCAAUACAUUCAGCUUCUAUUAUAAUGAACAACAUAAAAUAUGAAAAUGAAAAAAUUAAUCGAAAAUACUAAUUUUUAAACAAUUAUAUAGAUUUGUAAAUAUUUUUUAAAUUUUUACUAACAAAUUUAUAUUUUUUUUCUGGGUAUCAUUUUACAUUUGCUAUAUUUUAAUUUCAUAAUAUAUAAAAUAUAAAAAAAAUAGCCUAUUUACAUCUAAGAAGCUUCCACAAUAUCUUAUAUAUAUAAUAUAUAUCUGUAUGUAUAAUAUAUUACUUAACAUAAUUUUGUUUUGUAGUUUUUGUAGUUUUCAAAUACAUGUGAAUAUUAUACAUAGUAUAAUAAUAGUGAAUAUUAUACAGUAUAUAUUUUACAAAAAUAUUGUUAUUCUUUGAAUAUAUUAUUUUAAUGUUUUUAUAUAUUUUUAAAUAUACAAACAACGAAAUCGUUUUGAAUAUAUAACAAUAAUGAAAUAAAUUCAUAUGAAUGUAUAUUUGAUUCGACUUUGUUUUUGAAUAACAAAUUUAUAUUACAUAUUAAUUAUUUUAUUUACAGAAUGACUUUUUUUAUAAGAAAUAAUUCUUAUAAAAUAUAAAAAAUACUUUUUUUAUCUUCGAUUGUUUAUAAAAUAUUAUGAACAUAAAAUAUUUCUAGAUAAAUUAAUCAUAUUAUAUAUGCAUUAAAAUUAAGUUAUGAUUUAAUAUUAAUAAAUAUACAUUUUUAUGAUUUUAUUUGUUAGUAUUUAAAAUUAAUGUUUAUGUUUGAAUAAUUUUCCAAAGAAUUAUGUAAUUUGUUUUAUUUUUUAUUAAUUUUAUUUUGUUUAUUUAUAAUUAUGAUUUAUAUAAAAUAUUCUCUACAAUUUAUAUUGAAAUUAAUAGAAAAUGUUUUCAAAAAUAUUUCUAUGAUUUUUAUACCAAAUUAAACAAUAUUAUGUUAUAAAUAUAAUAUUUACAUAUUAUGUGAUUAUAAUCAUUUAAAGUAAAUGUCAGAAGAGUAAUUAAUACGUUUUAAGUGUUAUAAGUUAUAUAUUAUUAAAAUUUAAUUUAUUCCAUCAAAAGAUAUUUUUAUUUUUCUUAUGUCAAAAAAUAUAUUUAAUUUAAAAAUUUAUAAAUAUUAAAUGAAUUUAUAAAUUUAAAAUUUAUUUUUUAAUUUAUUAUUUAAAAUCAAGAUUAAGAUUCCAAAAUCAUAAAGAAAAUUCUAAAAUAGAAUACUGAUUUUUAUAUGAAAUCUUGCACAAUGAUAGGAUUUGAGAUAGAGAUUAAAAAUAUUGCUAUAAAUAUUUUAAAAGCAAACAAAUAAAAGUUUAUAAAAUAUUUAACUUUAAAGUUUUUAUUACGCUUUAUUUCUUUAAGCGUAAAUAACAUUUUUUUAUACAUAUAUAUUCUCCUAAUUAAAUUGUAAUUGAUGAAUAAAAGUUCGCUUUUUUCAAUAACUUUCUUUUUUCAUUACAUAAAUUAUAAUUAAUUGUUUUACCUAUAAUAGAUACAUUAAUACUUUAAAUUUAAUUUGUAUGUAAAUAUAUUAUAAAUAAUCUAUUUUUAUUAUAAGUUAUACAUAGAAAAAAUAAAAAUUGAAAUGAAAAUAUUAA